CUUCUGCAGAAGUCACACAAGCGCAGCUCACUGGAUUCCCAAUUGAAGUCAGGUCUGUGUGCUCUUGCUGUGCCUGACGCUGUGGGAGCUCUUCACUGGAUCUGUUCUCGGCUCUUCCAGCGGGAAGGUUAGGAGCUCAACUCUGCUACCAGAAAUCUCUUUUUCUCAAGGGAGCUGUGUCUUUCCGCCAUGGGUCAGACUUCUUCCACAUCUGAUGCAGAUGCCCACAAUAUGGCCUCCAGCUUUAAUGCAUUUUUCAAAACUUUCAAGAUGGAAAGCCGAGUCAUUUCUGAGGAGACCAUCAGUUCAGUUCAGAGGUUUAUGGAGCAAGGGGACAUACAGAAGACAAUUUCUACAAUCAAUGCUGCUUUGGCAGAGGUCGAGAAGGCCCCUCUGAGCAUUGCAGUGACCGGGGAGACGGGGGCAGGAAAGUCUACCUUCAUCAAUGCCCUGCGGGGCAUAGGACAUGAAGAGACUGACUCAGCUAGGAGUGGAGCGGUAGAGACGACAAUGGUCAGAGAGAAGUAUACCCACUCGAAAUUCCCUAACGUGACCAUCUGGGACCUCCCUGGGGUCGGCUCAACUACCUUUAAACCAGAAGAAUAUCUGAAAAAAAUGAAGUUCCAGGAGUAUGACUUUUUUCUCAUCAUCUCAGCCACUCGCUUUAAAGAGAACGAUGCCCAGUUGGCCAAAGCCAUUAAAAAAAUGAAAAAGAAUUUCUAUUUCGUUCGGACAAAAAUUGAUAGUGAUUUGUGGAAUCAGGAAAGAUGUACACCCAAGACCUACAAUAGGGAAAAAACCCUGGAGACUAUCAGGAAAAACUGUGUGGAGAAUCUCCAGAAGGCCGGUAUGGCCUUCACGCACGUCUUUUUAGUCUCUAGCGUUGAGGUAGCCCGUUUUGAUUUUCCUCUCCUGGAGUCCACCCUUUUGAAGGAGCUGCCGGCGCACAAGCGCCACAUCUUCAUGCAGUGCCUUCCUAACGUAACCGAGGCAGCUAUUGACCGCAGGAAAGACGUCCUGAAACAGAAGAUCUGGCUGGAGGCUCUGAAGUCUGGAGCAUCAGCCACCAUCCCUCUGAUGGUUUUCUUCAAGGAUGACAUUGAGGAGCUGGAGAAGACCCUGACCCACUACAGGUCUUGCUUUGGGCUGGAUGACAAGUCACUGGAAAACAUGGCCAGGGAUUUGUCCCUGCCUAUGGAGGAGCUUGAGUCCAUCAUUAGGUCACCUCAUUUGCUGUCAUGUGAGACGGAUGAGUCUGUGGGGGACAAGCUGGUGAAAUACCUGGAGAAAAUGUUUGCCGUCACCGGCGGGUUCAUAGCCACCGGCCUUUACUUCAGAAAGAGCUACUACCUGCAAAAUUAUUUUCUUGACAUAGUGAGUGAUGAUGCUAAAAUUCUAUUGAAGAAGAAAGUUUUCUUGGAGGAGUGUGAGGACUCUGAACGAGGCUGUAAAGAUGGGGAAGCCGGAAAGACGGCUUAGGGUGUUCCUGAAGCACCCUGGCCAGGCUGUGAGAACUUCUAGACUUUGUGACCCUUGUUGGGAAAGCAGAGGACUCUGGAAUGUUAUGCUGUGUGGCAGUCAUGUCAUAGCCAGCAUGAGUCUUACCAAAAAUAUGCUGGCACAAACGUUCUGGGCACAAAGUUUUCAGUAAUAA
Molecule: messenger RNA, 1654 nt
Organism: Chionomys nivalis (European snow vole)
Lineage: Eukaryota; Metazoa; Chordata; Mammalia; Rodentia; Cricetidae
Product: interferon-gamma-inducible GTPase 10-like
Exons: 2
Coding region: 190-1479 (429 amino acids)
Biological process (GO): cellular response to interferon-beta; defense response
Cellular component (GO): endoplasmic reticulum membrane
Molecular function (GO): GTP binding; GTPase activity
Source: RefSeq, a predicted model, not a curated record